Rhineura floridana is the source of this 1210-nucleotide messenger RNA. RefSeq lists its product as uncharacterized. Lineage: Eukaryota; Metazoa; Chordata; Lepidosauria; Squamata; Rhineuridae. The transcript is spliced from 9 exons. The record is from RefSeq and is a predicted model, not a curated record. Bases 83 to 979 code for a protein of 298 amino acids.
CCUAUAAAAGCUUGUUCCUCCUUUUGCAGCAUAAAUCCUGAAAGCUUCAGCUGAUGACCGAAAGGAACUUGGCUGGCCGAGAAUGGGAAUGCUUCAGAAUCUGCUUCUCCUGACCAUCCUGGCCCUCCCAACAGGUGCUUUAAUUUGCACAACUCGUUGGUUCGACCGGGAUGACCCUUCAGGAGUGGGCGACUUUGAAACUGUCUUUGACCUGAGGAAAGAAUAUCCCGGUGAGAUUUGCCUUCAGCCCACUGGAAUUGAAGCUCAGACCCUGGAGGGCAUGCCGGCAUCUAGCACCGGACAGAUCUUUCAUCCAUUUAACCCUGAAGAAGGAUUUGCUUGUGUCAGUAAAGAACAGCAUGAUGGUUUUUGCUGGGAUUACAAAGUCCGCUUCACCUGCCCUUUGGACUUCUGCUCAGGAUGCACAACUCGUUGGUUUGAUCGGGACAAUCCCUCGGGAAAGGGAGACUAUGAACUCUUGGUCGAUCUGCGGAGCAAAUAUCCGGACCAGAUUUGCAAGGAGCCCCUUUCAAUCAACGUACAAACCUUGGACGGGAUUCCUGCCCACCAGACGGGACAAAAGUUUUCAGUGUAUGACUCUACCAGAGGUUUCGCCUGUGUCAACGCUGAGCAAGGACCUGGUCAGUUCUGCCGAGAUUACGUAGUCCGGUUCACUUGCCCGGAAUCCUUUUGUUCUGGAUGCAAGACCCGUUGGUUUGACCGGGACAAUCCCUCGGGAAAGGGAGACUAUGAGCUCCUUUUCAAUCUGCGGAGUGAAUAUCCUGACAAGAUCUGCAGUGAGCCCCUUGCAAUGAAUGUUCAGACCGUGGACGGGAUUCCUGCCCAGCAGAUAGGGCAAAGAUUUUCAGUGUUUGAUCCCCUCAAGGGAUUUGCUUGUGUCAAUGAUGAACAGGAAGGUGCCAGCAAAUACUGUCGAGACUACAAGGUUCAGUUCACUUGUCCAAAGACUUUCUGUUAAGUUCAGCUGAAGAUUGCCCUAGAAAAGUGCUGUGGCCGGAACGGAAAUGCCAGAAGGCUGUCAACAGAGAGACCAUCUCAAGUUCCCUUUUAAGUGUCACAUGGAUCAAAACUGCGUCACACCAUGCAUUCAGUGUUGAAAAAGAAAGGGAAAAGCAGCUUAGAUUUGAAAACGGCAGACAGAUAAAAGUGUAAAACAAAAUAAAUGCAUCAUAUAAGUUGGACAAAUACA